Messenger RNA from Hydractinia symbiolongicarpus, 960 nucleotides. Its product is annotated as protein PFC0760c-like. The record is from RefSeq and is a predicted model, not a curated record. Bases 181 to 927 code for a protein of 248 amino acids. Lineage: Eukaryota; Metazoa; Cnidaria; Hydrozoa; Anthoathecata; Hydractiniidae. The transcript has 3 exons.
AAAACAAAAGUGAUAAGAAAGUACGUAUGGUUUUAAACCAGAUAGCGGAAAUUUUAACUAUCACGGAAAUCAAUACAUAAAUAAUUAAUGAUGCGAGUACUUUGUUAAAUCGUAUUUAAACACAAUAAAGAAGCCACGAUUCUUUUUUUGCUGGGAGUGAGGCUCUUGGAGAGUCUAAUCAUGGCUUCUAUGUUGGGACUGUGUUUAGCAGCAAGCUUGAUGGCAGAUUUGAAUUUAGCUAUACGAUGCUAUGCUGGUGUUUCCUUUCAAGCAAAUCGAUUAUUAUCUACUGUAAAGCAACACAACUGCUCGUUCAGCAGCGAUAAAUGUCGCGCAACGACGCUGGUUUAUAACGAUAAUAACGCUUAUGGAUUUGAAACCCACACAAACUUCAUAUGCGAUAAAAAAAGAUUUCCUUGUGACAUGUGGUGUCAGAUGCAGAUGUCCAUUGAUCAUACCAUCCAAACAUGCAAGACCUUUUGCUGUAGUACGGAUUUUUGUAACAAACCAGCCGAUAACAUCCAUCUAAAGGGAAAUACUUUCAAAAAUAAUAGUAAAAACAACGAUGAUGAUGAUGACGAUAAUAAAGAUGAUGGAGAUGAUGAAAAUUUUAGAAAAGAAGAAAGUGAUAAUGGUAAGGAAGAACAAAAAAAGAAUGACGAAGUAGAUUAUGAUGGAGAUAACGAUAAUAAGAAGGGUGAUAAGUACAAGGGAGGUGAAAAUUAUAGUGGAGAUACCAAUUAUAAUAAAAGUAAUGAUGAAGAUGAUGAAGAAGAAGUUAUUGAAGCAGAGAUACCAUUUCUUCUUGACAAAGACAAAGAAAGUGCCACCAAAAACCAAGUUACUGGAAAUCAAAACAAUUCGACAAAACACUUUUCCAAUGUAACUUUAAUUUUCUUCAUGACCUUAUAUGUCAUUAUUUUGUAAAAUGCGAUACGACAAAGAGAAGACUUUAGUACA